This is a messenger RNA of Lynx canadensis (Canada lynx), 3354 nucleotides long. It is a transcript of the gene RASL10B, whose product is annotated as RAS like family 10 member B. The transcript is spliced from 3 exons. Gene Ontology annotation, molecular function: GTPase activity; GTP binding. The coding region runs from base 2734 to 3345 and encodes 203 amino acids. The record is from RefSeq and is a predicted model, not a curated record. NCBI's taxonomy places the organism in Eukaryota, Metazoa, Chordata, Mammalia, Carnivora, Felidae.
CUGGUGGAGGGGGGGGGGGUUGCCUGCAAGGUGCUGGAGGCGGAGAGCAGGCAGGGCUCCGGCAUCCCCCCCAGACUCCCACCAAUCAGGUCAUGGGGAGCCCAGCAUCCUCUGCCGCCCCCACCCGCCCACUCCCAUAUGAACGUGUGGGGACAGACAGCGGGCAGACGUGUGACUCUGCCCAUGGGACCGCAAAGCCAGGGCCGCCAGUCUGGGGCAGGACUCCUGUGUCCAGGCCUAGGGGAGGGGACAAGAAGCAGGCUUUGGCCCCUGUGUGUGUCCCCGGUCUCUUGCCGGGGCGCUGUCUGCAGACUCACUGCGGAGCGCAGGCCUUGGGGAGGGAGCCCUCAGGGAGCUGGGCCCUGAUGCUCCGGACAGCCCUCUUCAGUCCCCACCCAACUAGGGAUGUUGGGUUAAUAGGCACUUAGACCCAGGACCCCCGCCUGAGAAGAGGGAGGGGACACUAGUCACCUCUGAGUCAGGGACAGGGCCACACUUGGGCCUGGUGAGUUCCAGGAGGGUGGCCCCAGCCUAGGGGCCUCUCUUGCAUCCCCUCCCUGGCUCCAGCACUAUGCCCCGUUUAUUUCCCAGCAAUUCUCCAGAAAGGGUUGAUUUCUGUGCAGGGAGCGUGGCGUCCGGGAGAAUCUGCAGGUAGGACACAUCCUAGAUACCUCUAAGUUGCCACACCCAGAGAGAGGUCAGGGAUUCUUCUUGCAUUCCUUGUCCUGCCUCCCCCAGUAUGCCCCCCUCCUCACCUGCUUGUGCUGGUUAUGUAAUUAACCCAGCUGAGGCUCUCUGCCAAGCUGACAGUGUCCAGGGAUGCCUGAGGGGCCCAGGGCCUGGAGGGAUUUGGGGGGAGGAGGGACUGGUACGUACCCCAGUGGGAAGCCCAUAGAAGUGGAUAAACACCUGUUGGGGAAAGGACACCACAUGGGACAGAAAGGAGAUCAGGGUCCUCGUUUGGUUGAUAGCUCGGCUGGCUGUAUGGUUUUCACUUCCCUGAGUCUCUGGUUUUUGGUUUUGGUUCUACCUUCAGUAAAACAGGGAGAAGAGUCUCUCUCCCUCCCUCUCUUUCUCAUACACACACACACCAUACAACAUAUAUGUGAACAACAGCGCAACAGUGGAUAGUGACCCAUCCUGGGGUUGCUAGGAGGUCCCACUGAGAUCUUAGUAAACCUCAGGUGAAUGAAGGACCCCCGUACAUAACCGUGGCCGCUGUUAGUUGAACACCUGCUGUUCCUGGCACUGGGUUUUACUUUCAUGACCUCACAACACCCUAUGAAGUUUCUUGCCCAAGGACACAUUUUAGGUGGCAGAGCUGGGAACCAAACCUUGGUGGGUCUCACCCCAAAUCCUGCCUUCUGUUUACUGUCUGUACACAUACCCAAUAGAUUGGAUUUUCUGAGCCAGGCCAGACUGAGGGACAUUCAGCUGUGAACUGUGCAUAUAUGGAAAGAACAUAUAUCCACAGAGAGGACAUGCACAUAACCUGAAAAGCAUGGCCUUGUCGGAAUCCAGCAAAUCCGUCUGCCCUGGGCCCACAUAGUAGGCACUGGUGUCACCCUCCCGUGAACAGUCCCUGGACAGGAGGUCUCAGGCGUGGACCAGCCUCCCUGGUCACCAUCCCCAACAGAAGGAGAAAGCAGCUGGUUAGGAGGUUUGCUUGGAUUAUCCCAGAAGUAGGGCCUGUUAACCCCACUUUAUAUGUGUGCAGACUGGGCAGGUGAUUUGCCCUCUGACCACAGCUAGGAAACAUCAUAGCCGGGGUUUACCCCUAAGCUCUGAAGUCACCGAAACUGAGCAUAGCAAGGUCCAAGCCUGUGGCAGUCCUUUCCUGGGCACCUGCUAUGUGCCAGGCCCUCUGAGUUUGGGGGGAUGCCAGAGAAUGAGACAUAGCCCUUGGCCUGUAGGCAUUGACCAGCUAGAAGCACUAAACUCAGAGGAGGUCGGAGGUAUUGCAACUUUGUGGAGGGGAGGCUGUUGCUGUCAGCUGUGUGCCCUUGGGCAUGCUUCUCGCUCCCUCUUGAGUCUUCUGGAAAGGGGGAUGGUUACCCAUCCCUGAGGGCUACUGUUUUGACUAUGGAUAACCAUGUGGCUGUGCUAACACUAAGUGUUCAACAAGUAGUGUGCUCCAGAGCCAGAGCAGUCAUCUGGGCCAGGGUUCCCAACAGGAUGUAAAACAUCCUGCCCAACAAAGGACUCUCUCCACAAAAUGCUGUGAGUGUCUCUGAUGAGACACGCUCGGCCUUGGCUCAUCCUGGGCUCUAUGGGAAAGUGGGGAUUGGAGCAAGUCUAGGGUGCGUCCCACUCUGCUCUGCAGCCUGGCCUGGCUGGGGGGGUCGGAAGUGGCCACAUGUCUGAUCAUAACACAAGAAAGAGUGAUUCCCACCGGUGGGCGGGUGGCAGGAAAAAAAAUGGAGAAGGGAGGGUGGAGAGGCUCUGGGUAGAUGGAGCUAGGUGUUCUGGGAAAGGGAAGGCUUUCUGAGAGGCAGUAACAGCUUCAGCCAAGUUCCUGGGCUGGGGAAGUACAGGACAGGUCCAGGGAAAAGCGGGCCCACCAAGCCCACCUCUUGUCCCCACAGUCCAGGUGGAGGCCGCAGAGGGCCCGGGGCAAAACAGGGGCAGCAAUGGUGGGUCCUGACGGUGGCUGAGCCCCCAGCCCCUGGAAUAUGCAGCCCGGGGGAGCCCCAGGCAGCGGCGAGGACGCGGUGGCGGAGCGGGGCGGGAGGCAUGGUCUCCACCUACCGGGUGGCCGUGCUGGGGGCGCGAGGCGUGGGCAAAAGUGCCAUCGUGCGCCAGUUCCUGUACAACGAGUUCAGCGAGGUCUGCGUGCCCACCACCGCCCGCCGCCUCUACCUGCCUGCUGUCGUCAUGAACGGCCACGUGCACGACCUCCAGAUCCUCGAUUUCCCACCCAUCAGCACCUUCCCUGUCAACACACUGCAGGAGUGGGCAGAUGCCUGUUGCAGGGGACUCCGGAGCGUCCAUGCCUACAUCCUGGUCUACGACAUCUGCUGCUUUGACAGCUUUGAGUACGUCAAGACCAUCCGCCAGCAGAUCCUAGAGACGAGGGUGAUCGGCACCUCGGAGACGCCCAUCAUCAUCGUGGGCAACAAGCGGGACCUGCAGCGCGGGCGCGUGAUCCCGCGCUGGAACGUGUCACACCUGGUGCGCAAGACCUGGAAGUGCGGCUACGUGGAGUGCUCGGCCAAGUACAACUGGCACAUCCUGCUGCUCUUCAGCGAGCUGCUCAAGAGCGUCGGCUGCGCCCGCUGCAAGCACGUGCACGCCGCCCUGCGCUUCCAGGGCGCGCUGCGCCGCAACCGCUGCGCCAUCAUGUGACAACGCGCC